Messenger RNA from Lodderomyces elongisporus, 4143 nucleotides. It is a transcript of the gene ALS6, whose product is annotated as Als6p. The transcript has 2 exons. Gene Ontology annotation, molecular function: cell adhesion molecule binding. Bases 1 to 4143 code for a protein of 1380 amino acids. The record is from RefSeq and is a predicted model, not a curated record. Gene Ontology annotation, cellular component: fungal-type cell wall. Lineage: Eukaryota; Fungi; Ascomycota; Pichiomycetes; Serinales; Debaryomycetaceae. Gene Ontology annotation, biological process: cell-cell adhesion.
AUGCUUCUACUGCACUCAAUGCGUUCCCAAAUCUUGCCGCCUCAAAACGCCACAUCCUACGCAUUUGUUGUUGUGGAUUAUUUUGCUCAUCAAUUGGAUAUUCCCACAUUGCUCGUGGUCUUGUCCAUCGCUAAAGCUGCCCAGGUCAGCAAUGUUUUUCAAAGUUUUGAUAGCCUUACUUGGCAAAAUGGUGCAUCUUACCCAUAUAGGACUCCUGCUGCUCCUAAUUGGAUUGCUCAAUUGUCAUGGAAAAUCUUGGGCUCAAACGUUCAAGCCGGUGACUCAUUCACAUUGCACAUGCCUUGUGUCUUCAAGUUCACCACUACUUCGACCGGAGUCAGUUUAGCUGUUGGUGACACCGUGUAUGCCACAUGUAAUUUCGCUCCUGGUGAUUUGGUUGUUGCUUACUCUGAAUUGCAAUGUGUUGCAACAAGCAAUGUCAAAGCAAGCACUAAUGCUUAUGGUUCUGUUAGUUUCCCAUUGACUUUUAACACCGGUGGCUCCGCCAAUGCCGUUGAUCUCCAGGACUCAAAAUGUUUCACUGAAGGAACCAAUACGGUCACUUUUACCGAUGGAGGAAACCCUCUUAGUAUUCAAACUAAUUUUCAAGGCGGUUCAAAUACCAAUGCCCAAUUGGGAAUUGGAACCGAUUCUAUCAUCUAUUCUAAUCGUGUUGUUCCCUCAUUGAACAAACAACAGUUGUAUCUUGUUGCUGGCAAUUGCCCUAGCGGCUACACUAGCGGUACCUUGGGUGUUUCUGUUACUUCGGGUCUGAUUGAUUGUCUGACAAUUCAUGCUGCAAUUAGUAACUCCUUCAAUGCAUGGUUCCUUCCUACUUCGGCAUCAUCUUUCCAAUACACUACUUCUUGUAACUCCAACGGUUACUCAAUUCGGUACUCAAAUGUUCCAGCCGGCUAUAGACCAUAUAUAGACCUCCUUGCUCUGGUGGCUACAGGUAGUCGAUUGAGAACAGUAUUCACUAACCAAUAUAGAUGUUCAAACAGUUUGUUCACCACAGAUAACUCAAGAACAGUCACAUGGAGUCCAUACAACAAUGACCAAGUUGGCUCUAAUGGUGAAGAAGUUGUUGUGACCACAGAAACUUAUUAUGGAUCAACAACUGCCGUGACUACUUUACCAUUCAGUUCUGGUAUUGAUAAGACAAAAACGAUUGUUGUUGAUGUGCCUAUUCCCACUACAACUGCAUUUGAAAAGAUUUGCGCUUCUGCUAAAUCUUUUGAGACCAUUAAAGCAACACCAGGUGCCACAGCUACAAUCAUUGAAUAUGAUCCGGAUGUAUCAUUGUGUCCUUUGGCCAGCUCGAGCAGUGAGGAACCUACUACUAGUGAGGAACCAUCUUCCAGUGAGGAACCUACUACUAGCGAAGAACCAUCUUCCAGUGAGGAAUCUACUUCUAGUGAGGAACCAUCUUCCAGUGAGGAACCAACUACCAGCGAGGAGCCAUCUUCUACUGAAGAAUCAUCUUCCAGUGAGGAACCUACUACUAGCGAAGAACCAUCUUCCAGUGAGAAAUCUACUUCCAGUGAGGAACCAUCUUCCAGUGAGGAACCAACUACCAGCGAGGAGCCAUCUUCUACUGAAGAAUCAUCUUCCAGUGAAGAACCUACCACUAGCGAAGAACCUACUACUAGCGAAGAACCAUCUUCCAGUGAGGAACCUACUACUAGCGAAGAACCAUCUUCCAGUGAGGAACCUACUACUAGCGAAGAACCUACUACUAGCGAAGAACCUACUUCCAGUGAGGAACCAUCUUCCAGUGAGCAACCUGCUACUAGCGAGGAGCCAUCUUCUACUGAGGAACCUACCACUAGCGAAGAACCUACUACCAGCGAAGAACCUACUACCAGCGAGGAACCAUCUUCCAGUGAGGAACCAACUACCAGUGAGGAACCAACUACCAGCGAGGAACCAACUACCAGUGAGGAACCAACUACCAGUGAGGAACCAACUACCAGCGAGGAACCAACUACCAGUGAGGAACCAACUACCAGUGAGGAACCAACUACCAGCGAGGAGCCAUCUUCUACUGAGGAACCAUCUUCCAGUGAGGAACCAUCUUCCAGUGAGGAACCUACCACUAGCGAAGAGCCAUCUUCUACUGAGGAACCAUCUUCCAGUGAGGAGCCAUCUUCUACUGAGGAACCAUCUUCUACUGAGGAACCAUCUUCUACUGAGGAACCAUCUUCUACUGAGGAACCUACUACUAGUGAAAAACCUACUUCCAGUGAGGAACCUACCACUAGCGAAGAACCUACUACUAGUGAACUGUCAAUUUCGUCUUCGUCGAUUGUACCGCCAUAUCAAAAUUCAACUGUCCCCGAAAGUUCAUCCUUCAAUACAGAUACGGGUACCGAGAUUCCACCAACAGGCACAGACACAAAUGUCCCACCAACAGGCACCAACACUGGCGUCCCACCAACUGGCACAGACACAAAUGUUCCACCAACUGGCACCGAUACGAAUGUUUCACCAACAGGUACAGACACGAAUGCCCCACCAACAGGCACCAACACUGGCGUCCCACCAACUGGCACAGACACAAAUGUUCCACCAACUGGCACAGGCACAAAUGUUCCACCAACUGGCACCGAUACCAAUGUCCCACCAACUGAUACAAACACUGGCGUCCCACCAACUGGCACCGAUACCAAUGUCCCACCAACUGGUACAAACACUGGCGUUCCACCAACUGGCACAGACACAAAUGUUCCACCAACAGGUACAGACACGAAUGUCCCACCAACAGGCACCAACACUGGCGUCCCACCAACUGGCACAGACACAAAUGUUCCACCAACUGGCACAGACACAAAUGUUCCACCAACUGGCACCGAUACCAAUGUCCCACCAACUGGUACAAACACUGGCGUCCCACCAACUGGCACCGAUACCAAUGUUCCACCAACAGGUACAGACACGAAUGUCCCACCAACUGGUACAAACACUGGCGUCCCACCAACUGGCACAGACACAAAUGUCCCACCAACUGGUACAAACACUGGCGUCCCACCAACUGGCACAGAUACCAAUGUCCCACCAACAGGCACAAACACUGGCGUUCCACCAACAGGUACAGACACUGGCGUUCCACCAACAGGUACAGACACUGGCGUCCCACCAACAGGCACAAACACUGGCGUUCCACCAACUGGCACAGACACAAAUGUCCCACCAACUGGUACAAACACUGGUGUUCCACCAACAGGUACAGACACUGGCGUCCCACCAACUGGCACCGAUACCAAUAUUCCACCAACUGGCAUAGACACAAAUGUCCCACCAACAGGUACAGACACGAAUGUCCCACCAACAGGUACAAACACUGGUGUUCCACCAACAGGUACAGCCACUGGUGUUCCAACUACAGGCACCGAUACCAUUAUUCCACCAACAGGUACAGACACGAAUGUCCCACCAACUGGUACAAACACAAAUGUCCCACCAACUGGUACAAACACUGGCGUUCCACCAACAGGUACAGACACUGGUGUUCCAACAACAGGCACAGACACAAAUGUUCCACCAACAGGCACCGAUACCAUUAUUCCACCAACAGGCACAAACACUGGCGUUCCACCAACAGGCACAGACACAAAUGUUCCACCAACAGGUACAGACACGAAUGUCCCACCAACUGGUACAAACACUGGUGUUCCACCAACAGGUACAGACACUGGCGUCCCACCAACAGGCACCGAUACGAAUGUUCCACCAACUGGGACAGAGACUGGAACCUCUUCAUCUGGCACAAAUGUUGAACUUGCACCACCCAUAGAAACUGGAAAUGGAACAGGGUCUCAAUUAUCAGAAAGUAGCACUAAUGCUCAACCAACUGGUUCUAAUAGCGAUAAUGGUGGCCAAUCAAAUGAACAAACUAAUGGUAACAAUAGUGCACAACCAAGUGAAUUUUACGGCAGUGGAUCUGGACCUAAAGCUAGCGGGGAAGAGACAGCUGUGGCAUCAUUGACCACAAUUGCUACCCAAUCAGCACCCUCAGUUUCAGAGUCUGCUAUUAUUAAUGUUCCAACAGCAUCAGCUUUCGAAGGUGCUGCUGCUCCUCAAUUUGUUAAGCAUUCGUCUUUGUUGACUGGGUGCAUUUUCCUUAUUACCAUUUUGAUCUGA